Molecule: messenger RNA, 261 nt
Organism: Prunus armeniaca (apricot)
Lineage: Eukaryota; Viridiplantae; Streptophyta; Magnoliopsida; Rosales; Rosaceae
Source: the annotation of a GenBank genome assembly
AUGGCUGCUGCUCCUAACAAUGCGCCGACGGCUGUAGACAAGGAACAGAUUUUUGGUAUGGCAGAGAAGGAGAUGGAGUACAGGGUUGAGUUGUUUAACAAGCUUACCCACACAUGUUUCAACAAGUGCGUUGAGAAGAAGUACAAGGAGGCUGAGUUAAAUAUGGGUGAAAACAGUUGCAUUGAUCGCUGUGUCUCAAAAUACUGGCAUGUAACUAAUCUAGUUGGACAGCUGCUUGGUGCUGGUCGGCCUCCAAUGUAA